AUGUCUCACCGCAGUGCCAGUGACGGCAGCACUCGGGGGAGUGCUGGUAUGGAAGUUGAAGAGGAUGAAGAAGACUUUUUGCCCGCCAUUCCGGAGUCGCUCUUGCACCCCAGGCACCCUGGAGCGGCAGCACCGGAGGAGGAGGAGGAGGAGAAGACAAGGCUCCAAAAACGGCCCCGAUCACCAUUGGAAUGCGACGAGGUGAAAGAUGGGGAGCCGAAUGCGAUAGAGUUACUCAUCGCGGAGGGUUACCCUGCUGCCUCGCUUUACGAACGGAGUUACCGCCACGACCGAUCUGUGUGCGAUAUUGGUGUGGUGCAGGACGAGAUGGGCGCCCUCCUCAUCACCAUUGACGUGUCUGGAACUCUGCGCACGUGGCGCAAGUUGCCUCGUGGUGUUUUUUUCAUGUCUGAGCGUCACGGUCUGUUCCCACAGAUUCCGACAGCAACAGAGUCAGGGGCUGUAGAUAACAGAGAAUCGGUAAUUGCUGCGGAGCACUUUAUACUUGUCGAUCCCCUGACAUCCAGCCUGUUUGUGGUGCGUACCACUCCGCAUGUGGAGUUGGCGGCUGGUGUCGUUAUGGUUGAGGUUGAGGUCCGUCGCAUAAGCCCCGCUUUGAUGGCGGUGGAGGCGCGUAUUUCGUUUCAAUUUACUGCUGCGCUGCGCAGCAGUGGGAAGUCAACGUCUUGCUGGGAGGAAAGUGUGACACGACGGCCUUUUCUGCUGCACCACGAGUAUCAGCCGUACAUUGUCUUUUUCACGGCGGAGCCGAACGGGGCGGCCGGCGCUGUGCUGAUGUCGUGUGCCGCCGAAAGAGCAUGGCGUACCGGUGCCGCCGCGGCGUCGGUGUUGGUGCCAUCUGUUUCGCUGAGCACGGCGAACCCAGUUGUCUGCUGCCAGCAACACCGCCCAAGCGGGCUGGUUGUGCUGGUCGACGAAAAGGGUAUCAUGGAUUACGCGCAAGUCGUUGCGCGGCCUGGUGAAAACGGGCGGAUAGUUGCUUCUCUUCAAGUUGUGGCUGGUGCCCCGCCUCGUGGCUCCGCGGACCCCAUGAUGCUGCGCGAUUGGAUAGUGUUUGAACGCCGGCAGAAAACAGGAUUUUUCACGCUUCUACGCGACGCAAGAAAUCACGCGAAUGCAGGCCGGGUGAUGCUACCGCUUGGUGUCGGCUUCUCCCCGACCGGGCAGUACUUCGCGGUGGCGAGCGCCCUUCUCCGUGAAGGCGGCGUGUGCGUUUGUUGUCACCUCUUUGAGUUCGCCAGCGGUGCUUUUCUUUGCCGUGGCGAGGCGGAGGAAACGACCACUAUGUCCCUGCGCAGCGCGAGCGACAUGCAGGCGGCGCUACAGGCAAUGCGUGGCGCUGUCUUCAACGUUGUGGUGGAGAACGCCGUGCGAAAGGCCCCGCAGGGUGGGGCAGGAGGUGUGUGGGUUUUUUUGCCGGAGAUCACGCUUAGCACGGUGCACGAACGACAGGUGCGUGGUCGCCGUGUUUUUGUAUUCCGCGCUGCACCGGAGCCAACAGCAACAACAACAACAACAAGAGGGGAAGGCGAUCUCAUGAGAGGGACGGUAAGUUGUGCGGCCACGGCUUUGACUCCGUUUCACAUGGAGCAACUGCUACGUCCAAUUGGAGAUAUGGAGAAUAACAUUCGUGAGGCAGACCUGCCAGUAAUUCCACCACCACAGUCAUCGCUACCAGUAAACGUAUCUUUGUCGGCAGCUCCGUGUGCACACCGGCACUUUGCUGCACCACUGACGCUGUUGCGGUUGACAGUUUCGGCAAGUCAGGCUCUCAAGAAUCUCGUGAUGCAGUCUCCACUCGGGUCUGCCCUUUCGCAAGAAGAUGUCAAGAGACUUUUCGCCGUGCCGAGUAGCGCAGCGAUUGCAGCCGCUGGCUUAAAUGGGUUGAGUGGCUCCGUUGAUCCGACUUUAUGUACCACCUCACUCAGUGGAGCAGCCCUGCUGCUGUACACAAAGUACGAGGCGCCUCUCGAUAGUAUUCCGCUGAUGACAGAGAAUGGUUCAGACGACAGCAGUGGUGAUGCCAAUGCUGCAAUGACGGAGCGGGUGCGCCGCGAGCGGUUAUUGCUGGAGCUGCAUCAGAAACGCGACUUUGAUUGUGGUGAUCUGCAGCAGUUGCAGUCCUCGGUGCAGCGUGUGGUGCCGCGAGGGGCUGUGGAGGAGGGCGAAGAGCAACAGGGUGGUGACGAAAUAGUCCAUACGAAGCACAACGACAGUGAAACAGAUAGUGCCGUAGAGGAGCGACGAGUGCAACACAUCAUUGCGUCUGCGUCCUCGUGCCCCGUUAAGUGGGGAAAUGUUGUGACUCGGGUGUUAAUUGUUGUGAGCUGUUUUGGGACAAUCACAGUGUGCCUCUUGCCGCAGAUAUCCCCAAAAGCUGUUGCGAACUUCAUAGGUCUUGCGCGGGAGGGCUUCUAUGACGGCCUGACCUUCCACCGUGUGGUGCCAGGCUUUAUGAUUCAAGGCGGUUGCCCGCUAGGCGACGGCACCGGCGGCAAGAGCAUUUUUGGCGACACAUUUGAGGAUGAGGGACUGAACGUGAUGGAGUUCUUCUCAUACCCGACGGUGUACUGGCUCUGUAUGGCCAACCGUGGCCCUAACACGAACGAAUCGCAAUUCUUCAUAACGGUAGGGGAAGUGGCGCCGUGGCUGAAUGGCAAGCACACUGUCUUUGGAUUUGUGGUGGGGGGAAAACAGUUGGUGCAGGCUAUUGUGCAAAUGGCCCGAGACGCUGAUGAAAAGCCGGUCACACCUGUUGUGAUUGAACGUGUUGUUGUAAAAGAGGGUUCAAUGGAUGAGUGA
Messenger RNA from Trypanosoma grayi, 2823 nucleotides. Its product is annotated as putative cyclophilin type peptidyl-prolyl cis-trans isomerase. The coding region runs from base 1 to 2823 and encodes 940 amino acids. Lineage: Eukaryota; Euglenozoa; Kinetoplastea; Trypanosomatida; Trypanosomatidae. Gene Ontology annotation, biological process: protein folding; protein peptidyl-prolyl isomerization. Gene Ontology annotation, molecular function: peptidyl-prolyl cis-trans isomerase activity. The transcript has a single exon. The record is from RefSeq and is a predicted model, not a curated record. Gene Ontology annotation, cellular component: catalytic step 2 spliceosome.